AUGGAACAACUUCUGACAGUUUAUGAACAACAGGAGAAGAAUGACAUAAAUGUCAUUAGAACAGUAGCCCUGUCCGGCCUAAUGAUCUAUUUGAAGGACUCGUCUGAUCUCUUCCGGAUAUGCAAGGACGAAAUGGAUUUUCAAGAGGGAACUGUUGCACUUGUGGCUAUGGCUGAUGUCCCAGGCGGUGUUCCAUUCUCAACUCAACAAGUCUUCAUUGUGCUCGAGGACCAGGUUGUAAUGUCAGCACAUCAUGGACUGAUGCUCUCGUGUGUUUGUUUGGGUUGA
This is a messenger RNA of Knipowitschia caucasica, 288 nucleotides long. Lineage: Eukaryota; Metazoa; Chordata; Actinopteri; Gobiiformes; Gobiidae. The record is from the annotation of a GenBank genome assembly.